AGAAUUUCUGGUAAGUCUUCGGUAAAAUGUGUUCAUAAUUAGAAAAAUAUACCAAAAGUGGCAAUAAGUCAACAAUCUAUGAAAUAUAGUUUCAAAAAACUUGUGUGUCUUCGAUUUGAACUCGACUUUAAAAGUCUGUGAAAAUGUGCGACGGUUCUAUUAUAAAGAGCAGCAGCAGAAACAUCGACGGCAACGCUGGCGCAGCAACCAAAUAGAGGAAACGCAAUUGAAAUCCACUAAAUUAAGACUGCAAGGGGAGGUGCGAACAGACGUUUGAGAUUAUCUCGAUAUUCCUUCAAUUUUACUUGAAGCAUUUUUAUACAAGAAAAUUACUUCAAACACACACAGCAACAAAAUAACCAACUAUAGUUCCACGCUUUGUUUCUACCAAAAGAAAAAAAACUACAAAAAGAAAAUAAGAGAAAUACAAAACAAAUUAAAUAACGCAAUCAGCAGACGAUUUAAUAUAUUUAAUUUAAAGAGUAACGUUAAUAUAAAUAAAAUUCAUAGAAGAAAUGGCACACAUUGGACGUACAGUGAAAAAUGUUGAGGCGCCACGCCCACUAAAAUCACAAUCACGCUCUUCACUGAAAAACAAUUAUAUGCUCAUCGAAGAGUUAAUACAGCUGAUUGAGAAUGUUGCCUUGACCCUACAAUCGGGCAUCAAUAAUACGGAACCAAUGGCGGCGCUAGUGCAAAAUCUACGCAUACACGGUCCACAAUUAGAAAGCGUCUCAAAAGAUACACUAGAUCGUGCAUUUGUUGUUUUCCGCAAUGCUUCGCAGGACGAACGCUUAAAUAUUAUGACGAGACUGAAUCUGCUCGAAUUGAUAGAGUUACGCGCCAAAGGCUGGGAGGACAAUGGCUUCAAUUCGUAUUAUAAAACCAAACAAGUAACGAACAUCGAUCUACCCGAUGGACAUAUUGAUCCAACACAAAGCGGGUUCCUUAGCACCUCCCCCACAUUCGGUGGGGCUGGCGCCGCAGCGGCCGCAGCUAUAGCCGCUGUUGGUUCGGCGCAGCAGACGCAACUCCUAUUGGCACCAGGCGAGGUCAUACGAAAUUCGGGCAAGUUCCUGAAACCAACCAAAAUACCGGGCAAAACCUAUUGCAAAGACGAAGUGGUCAUACGUAAUGCGGAUUCGGGAAAAGUAAUGGGCAUUAAAGGUCGACGUGUCCAUAUGAUUGAGGAGUUAAGUGAAACGAUAAUUUCCUUCCAAAGAGUAAAUCCCGGCGCUAAGGAACGUUUGGUGCAAAUUACCGGUCCGACUGAGGAGAAAAUAAACUACGCCAAACAACUCAUUGAAGAUACUAUUCGUCGCAAUGCUUCACCUGUACGUCUCGAUCCCGCCAUGGGUAGCGGUCAUGCGGGUGGCGGUGGCUCAUGCUCUUCAUUAGCGUCUUCCAAUUCCGAUGAGGCCGUUACGCCACGUACCCCAGGCGCUGGCGGUGCUGGCAACAACAGUCUAGCCAAUCGUCUGAGCUUCAAUUCGGCGCAAAACUUCAUGACUGCGUCUGCGGCAGCAGCUGUUGCACAACAGCAACAGGUCAUGAAUAUGAUGGGCGCCGUCGUUGGCAGCACUUCCACACCUACGGCUGCUGCCGCAGCUGCAGCUGCUGGUAAAGUGUUGCGCCCUAAUCAGCAAAUGUUAUUGCAUUCAUUCUCCACCAAUGAUGCUUCUUUAGGUGAAUACAAAUAUACGGUGAACGUCGGACAGCAUCUCAUCAAAAUCACCGGCGAUUGUUGUGAUCUCGUACGGGUUGCAAAAUUAGUAUUGGACGAUUACUUUAGCAGCGCUGAAUUCUUGGCUUCAGUCGAGGCUGGCGCAGCCUUUGAUGGCAGCAUUGUCAGUCCAAUAACAACACCAUCAACACCCAUGAGUGCGCCACAAUUCAUGAUGGGCACACCAUUGCAUGCCGCUGCACCACCGCUGGCGGAUAGCGGUAUCGGUUUGAAUUACAUGGCCGCACAGGGUGUUAACAGUAGUGUACACGAUGGUGACGAUGAAGUAUUUGCAGAUACAAAUGCUGCCGGCCAAAGCAAUGGUCUAUCACGUUCACGCAGAAGUCACUUCUCACGUAAAGACUCCACACCAGAAGCGGCAGCUAGCUCAACAGCUGCACGUGGUAAAAUUGAUAAUGCCACCGCUGGCACUGUCAGCAGCGAUUCAUCAAGAAUUGUUCACGAAUACGAACAUUUGUUGUACUAUUCGAAGAGCCCUCAUUCCUGGGCCUUGCCAUUGGAGUGGCAAAAAAUCUGCGAAAAGUUUCCAGCCAUCGUACGCUAUAAGGUAACCCAACUCACUGCCAUCACAGGCACCGUUACUAAUACAGCACCGAUAUUCCGUGUUGCUUCCAUAACUACUACUAAUAGCAAUGUUUCUACUCCUACUACUAUUAAUACUACUACUACUACUACUGCUACCACUGCAAUUGCAAUUACGCCCAGUACUACUAUGCCAAAUAUUGCUAGUAAUAAUAAUAUUAAUAGUUCGUAUAAUGCCACAGUAGUCGGCUCGGUUGGUGUCGGUGUUGUUAGUGCUAAUGUAACUAGUAGUUUAAGUAUGACCACAAAGAAUAUAACAAUGCCAGCACAGCCGGCACACCAAUCUACAGUUGUUGUUACACAACAACCACAACAACAACAACAGCAGCAGUCUAUGCACAUGCACUCUAGUAGUCCUCUUAUACACAACCGUCAGCAGUUUGAACUGCACACACCGUUACAUAUCAAACGUAAAGGGUUUUUUAAUCGUCAAAUAGUCAGUAUUGACGAGGAGGGCUACGAUGCGCUCCAACAACAGCAACAGCAGCAUUUGCAACAACAAUACCACACAGAACGUCAUUAUAAUCAUACAAAUAAUUUAUAUCAACGUGCGUAUAAUCAUCAUCGCACCGAUACAAAUGCCAAUAACAGUAAUCAACAACAACAACAAAUUCACUAUCAGCAACAGCAAAAGUUUAUGUCUGUCCGUUCUGGCGCCAAUACCGCCAAUUUUAGCUAUGCCAACAUGUCAUACAAUAGUGCAGGCAUAGCAACACCAUCACCAGCAGCAACUCCCACCAAUAAUCUAUCAGCAUCCUUCAAUAAUGGCAACAGCACCAAUAACAGCUCCUUUUCACAUGCCAAUAUGGAUAAUAAGCCGCAAAAGCUAUUAAACAAACAAAUCAAAUUGAUUUCCUCCAUAGUGGAGAGUACUUUAAUACACGAGCCAACUGAAGUUGUCAGCAAAUCGCUUGAAUCGAAUGCGAAUGACAACAAAGUCACAGCUGACACAACUGACACGCCUGAGGGUGAUAGAACCAAGUUCGCAAAGUCCAAAUCGGCUAGCAAAGCUAGGAACACUAAACGUGACGCCGGUGCCAAUAAUGAUAUUAUUGAAAUCAUAGACGAUGAAGAUAACGAUACGGAUGUGGAGUUUGUUAGUGAAACGAAAUAUAUGCAGACUGAGAUAGUAAUAACUGCUGAUGUUGUGGCCAACCAAAGACGCGCCGUUGAACGGCCAAAAUUUAUACGUGAAUAUCGCUCGAACUCCACAUGCGACUAAUAUUUCGAGAAACGAGUUGUACAAAGAAAUUGAGUUUAAAGGGUUUUUUGUGGCCAAAUAUGCAUUAUGCAUUAAUUAACUCAAAACUCUAAUUCGAAAAACACAAUAGUAAUUUGUACAUCUAUACCAAAUGAUUACACAUUUUUACCAACAAUUUAUCGAACUGAAAUUCACCACGAAAAACUAUUUAUAUAUAUAUAUAUAUGUAUACAUAUAUAUUGCGAAAAAACGAGUUGUACCUAACGAAAAUCUCAGCAAUGUUUCUUUAAUAAGAACUGCACAUUUCAAACGCUGUUUUCAAGUAUUUUGUGUAGAAUGUAGCAUAAUUUUGAAAAAUUUGCUACUUGAUCUCACAUAUAUGCACAUUUAUGCUUCAAUAUUUAUUUUGAGCAGCUAUAAUUUUUGAUUGAAAAUCAAAUACUCGCAUUAACUGAUUACUAAUGCUGUGUGUAGGUUGUUGCAAAAGCACACUAAUUGUUGUAAUCUUUUAAGCAAUUAUGGUAAUUAAAUUACCCAAUAAAUAUUUAGCAAACGUUUCACUUAUAAAUAAUUUGAACAGUGAAUUGAGUGAAUUGUGGCAGCAUAUUUUAUUUUAUUUCUUUUUUUCUGUUUUUUUUUUUGUAAAAUCCAUAAUAACGAUUUGACAGCUUAAAUGUCAAUUAUUCCAGUGCAUUGUGCAACUAUAAAAAACGGAAAAAGUCAAAAUAUGUCACAAAAUGUCACAAAAAAAAACAUUUGUGACAUAUUUUCGUAUUAUUAUUAUUUUAUAUAUAUUUUUAUAUUAACCGCCUAAUCACCAAAUACGCGAUAUAUUUUUAUAAAAGAUAUGAGAUAAAAAAUCUAACUGCACACAUUUGCCAAAUAUUCGUUCCUUAAAAUAUGUUUAUUUAUAUGAAAAAUGUUUAUAUACAAUAUAUUGUAUGGAAUACAAAAAAGAAGUAAAUUUAACUAACACACUUGAAAUUAAUUGUAUAUUUUCAAUUUGUAUUGAAAAUACAAAUUUUAACGUUUUAAAGCAGAGCUUUUUAGGCAUGUGAAAUGCUAUAAUUAACAGUUUUGUUUCUAAAACAAAAUCAAAAAUUAAAUAAAUGUACUACACAUUUAACUAAUCUGUGUUUUGGCUGUGAAACAGAUUAUUAUUAAACCAAAAAAAAAACAAAAAAAAAAAACCACGAAACAUGCAAAAUGUUGUGACAAAAAGCAAAAUACGUGAAAAAUUAGCAAAACUCCUAGUGAACACUAUACUAAACGAGAAACCCAAAGAUUUUUGUAGUUUUUUAGUAAAGCAAAUAUGCAAUGAGUAAAAGCAAUCAACACAAAUACACACACACAAACAUUUAUUGCAAAUAAGUAUUGAUGUCGUACAAUGAAAUGUAUUUACGAAUUUUUUAGUUUUUUGUUUUCACAAAUAUUUACAAUUGAAAUCAACUAAUGUUUUUCUUUGAAAAUAUGAAGUAAUUUUACUGUAAAUACACGCAACGAUUUUAGCUCAUUGUACGAUAGCACGCGCCUAUGUAUUCUGGGUGAAGGUUAAAAUUUCAAAUUAGUUUUUAAGCUCUUUAUGCAUACAAGUAACUACAAUUAAGGCGGUUAUGGUAAAGCGCUACGAAAUCAAGUACUGGCAGAUUUUUGGAAGAAUACACAACAGCAUACAUUUAUACAGCAAAUACAUUUGGUUAUCUGCAUAUAUAAAAUUGAAAUUUAACAAUGAAUUAAUAUUCGAUAUUUUUACACACAUAUGCGUAUAUCAUUAAAAAAAAAAACAAGACAUACAUACUCGUACAUUCAAGCGCUAUUGCUUCCGCCUGCCAGCACUUGAUAUGAUUUCCAUUUUAUAAAAACGAAGCAAUUGUUCAGUUAUAACACUUUAAAAGUGCAUAACUACACCUACGUUGUUGUAAGGUUUAUAAAAACGUAAAAAAAAACAGCACUCACCUAUGCAUAAAUAUGUACUAAGUAUAUAUGAGUAUUUUAUUUAAUGUAAACCAACCUAUUUGCAUUUCUUUUACUUAAACUUACUUGGCAUUGUAAGUAUUUAUGCAUAUAUAACAACCACUUUUUCGUAGGUAUAUCUCUGAAACCAGUAUUUGAUUUAUUUGGAAAUAUAAUAAAGCCUAUUUAAUUAAUAAAAAUAUUAUACCUAGACUUAUUUAAAUAAAUCCUGCUUAUAAACGCUUUAUUUCACCUAAACAUGGACAAACUAAACGCAUGCCUACAGCAGUGUUAACGGUAUGGACUAUAAACAUGGUGUGUUGGAAGACAUUUCACCUUACUCAUGCAUUUACACACAAACUCACGCAUACAAUGUUUGCUUAAAUCAGUAACUGCUUUCGUUAUAACGUAUUGUGCAGCUUUUAACAAUUCAUUUAAUAUAACAUCAUAUUUUUUUAAAUUAUAUUUUUUAAAUUAUGUUUUUUAAUUAAUAUUUUUAUUUUUUAUUAUUAAUUUUUAUUUAUUAUUCUACAGAUUUUUAUGUUCCCCCUUCUUUUUGUUUGUUUUAUUUCUUAUUUUUGUUCUCUCUCAUUGCAACUUUCAAUCUUUAUACGUUUUCGCUUACAAAUCAUUAGCAACAUUUGGAAGUGUUUUGAAAAAAAAAAAAUAAUUAAAUUAUUUAUGGUGCA
Messenger RNA from Bactrocera oleae (olive fruit fly), 6169 nucleotides. The record is from RefSeq and is a predicted model, not a curated record. NCBI's taxonomy places the organism in Eukaryota, Metazoa, Arthropoda, Insecta, Diptera, Tephritidae.